GGAAACACAGGGGUCAGAGGUUCAGCAGAUCCAGUUUCAGUUUCGCAUCCUGUCCUAUUUAAGGUCCUGCUGAAGGGGCAGGAGCAUCCAUCCUGAAUCCUGUCUGCAGAGUCAAACUCGAGAUGGCAAAGUACAUCACAGACAUUGAUGUUUCUCUGAACAAAGAUGAAGAGACCCACCUGCGUAAACAUGGCUUCCUCCAGAUCCACACAGACCUGAACUCCGGCGCUGACGGGGCCCCGAUCUUCCUCUGGUACGAAACCAGCGACUGUCCAGCAAUCACCAGGAUCCAGUUUUCCUUCAACCAUGAGAUGAGUAAGGGUCUGACCACCGAAGGCUACCACAAGAUCGAUAAAAACCUCAACAAUGGAAAUAAAGGUGGUCCCAUCUACCUGUGGUUCUUCAAAGGUUCCACUGAAUACGACAUUCCCAUCGUAGAACUGGACUUCUCCGCUGAAGCUGCAGAUGAUGCCAGAAAGUUCCAGCCUCUGUGGGAGCGACUGGCCUGCGAUCUGAACCGGACCGCUGGAGGAAAGUGGAUCUACAUGUGGGUGAAGAGACAGACCCAAGUGUACAUCUGUGACGUCACCGCCACCGCUGGCUUUGAGGAAGAUGCCAACCUGUUCCGCCAGGGCUACGUUCGGGUGGACGAGGACACCAACAGAGGAGCUGGUGGGCCCUUCAUCUUCCUCUGGUACCGCCAAACCACUAACAUUCAGAGGGCCAUCAAAGAUCUGCAGAUCUCCAUCGACGCAGAGUCCGUGGAAAGCUACGAGAACCAGUACUAUGAGAAGGUGCCUACAAACCUGAACCAGGGCACAGGAGGUGGAGUUCCUGUGUUCCUGUGGUUCAAGAAGAACGAGUGCGGCAAAGACCCCAUCAAAAUUGUGACCCUGGUCCUGGACCACACAGCCAUUCAGCCGUACGUACGAGCCGGGGUGGAGGUCAUCGAGAAGAACCUGAACACUGGAAACAAAGGCGUCGAAGAAAACCUGUGCUAUUAUUUCUAAGGGUUUCCAUCAAGCUACAAAAUAAAAGCCUCAAUUUUUAAUUAGAUUCUUUCAACAUGGAGCAACUUCAAAAUAAAAGCCUUGAGUUUUAAUCUGAUUCUCUCUGUGAUUAGAAGCUUUUCAAAAUAAAAGCCUUGAGUUUUAAUCUGAUUCUCUCUGUGAUUUGAAGCUUUUCAAAAUAAAAGCCUUGAGUUUUAAUCUGAUUCUCUCUGUGAUUUGAAGCUUUUCAAAAUAAAAGCCUUUAGUUUAAUCUGAUUCUCUCCGUGAUUAAAAGCUCUUCAAAAUAAAGGUUUUUCUCUUUGA
Messenger RNA from Nothobranchius furzeri (turquoise killifish), 1313 nucleotides. RefSeq lists its product as uncharacterized. Lineage: Eukaryota; Metazoa; Chordata; Actinopteri; Cyprinodontiformes; Nothobranchiidae. The record is from RefSeq and is a predicted model, not a curated record.